GGACAAUUCGUCUCCCCGGGCUGCCCAAGCGACAGCUGUCAGAGGGGCAGGAGCUUCUGGGAACCGCCAUCUGAAGAUGAUGCCUUGGUAUGCACUCUACAAUUAAGAAGGGCCUGUGGACGUCGGGGACGUCCACCCGCGCUGGGGGGUACGCUGGGGCGGAUAAAGCGGCGCAUUUGCAUCGCGGGGCCUUGGGCUGCCUGACUGCGGCUGCCGCGAGCAGAUUAUUUAUUGCGACCGCGCCGGGCGCUCGCUGCUGCCACGCUGUGGCCGUCGCCGGAACCGACGCCAGCCGCAGCCCCGCGUCGUGCAGCCUGGCGCGACUGCUGCGCGGGCCCCUCAGAGGUUCCCAAGCAGCCCGAGGAGAGGGGGGCGAGGGAGGACCUCAGGGGCGGCCUCCCAGGGCCUGACUGGCCGGGAACCUCCCCCGCCUUGGCCACCCCUGACCGGAGCUGGACGCCCGACUAGACUCGAGUCCUGCCGCCACCCCAGCACCAUGGAGACUGGUUGCACAGGCCGCCUGGCACGUCAUGGCUGCUUCUCUCCAAACUGCGCGUCCCAAGGCGCCCCGGGGGCGCACACUGGUUCGGGAAACGCGCCCGCUGUGGGAUUUUGAAAUCGGAGAUAGCACUCGUAGUCCUGAGGCCUGCAGGCCUGGCUGGCCCUGAGGAGGAUUGGCUAUGGCAAGGAAGGCGGGCUUUGGCUCCAAGCGAAGGCCUGUGACAGGCAGAGGCCGCACCUGUGUGCUAUGGGCUCUGGCCUGGGCUAGCGAUCCCGGCGGACGCAGUGGCCUUCAAGGAACCCCCCAGCAGGCCUCUCUCCAGACCGGCGGAGGUCGAGGAGCUCAGUGGGCAGCCCCGGGAAAGGGUGAAUUGUGAGGCUCUGCUCGCCAUCCCGACCCCCUCGAAGAGCAGCUGAAAGGUGAGUGGACUUUCUAUGUGGCUUUGACCUAGAAAAGAGCCCUGGUGGCCAUUCUCACCAUCCCAGGAGAGGCUCCCUCCAGAGUCUGGGGCUUCUAUUCUUGCGUGAAUGGCACUCUCUCUCUCUUCAUAUAUAUAUAUAUAUAUAUAUAUAUAUAUAUAUAUACACACACAUAUAUAUAUGUAUAUAUAUAUUCAUACAUAUAUAUACAUAUAUAUAUAUGCACCUAAUGCUGGUUGGAGAAAUAAAUUGGGCGGCUGUCAACGUGAUAUGUACCAGCCUUGGCUAACACGUAGAGAUUUCAGUUUAAUAUAUUUUUUCCAUCUUUGUUUCUAUAGAAGCUAGAAAUAUACUGUUUUUUGACUCUUAGCUGAGAAACCAAAUUCUUUCGUUGACUGGGACAAUGAUUAAAUCGAGGAUCCGGGUCAAACCAUAACAAAUAUUAAUAACAGUAGUAAACUGCCACCAGCCCCAACACUAUGUGGGACCUGGAGGAAUGAAGCAGAAAUAGUGAAUGUAAACAUUUAUCAACAUCUCCAAAUGAUUAUUUUCAUCUUACAUGAUAAUAACUUGCUGGAAAUCACUAUAUCUGAUGGUCUUGUUAAAGAAACAACAACUCAAACAUGAUUUUCUUCUAACACAACUUUUUUAAAAUCCCUUUUUAAUUUUUGACUCUUGAGUUUUCAUUUUCACCUAUCAGAUCCUUUCCCUAAAGAAAUUCGAGGACAAUUUAAAAUUAUAUCCUUUCCUGCCAGGCCCUUAUUUAUAUAUGCAAAGAAGAAACUUUCCCAGCUUCGACUGAUUGGGGCACAGUCAGAAGGCUUCUGGGUGCAGCCCCCAUUGGGUGGGCAGCAGCCGAUUUCGAGGAUGCACCACAGUCUCUGGGGGAGGCCCAUCAUAGCCCAGUCCUUUCCCAAUGUUUUCUCCUUGGGGGAAGUAAGGGCAGAAAUCGGAAAGCAAGGAAGAGAUUAAGGAAGUCGUUGCCAGAUUCCUAGGGGGGCCUUGCCACACACCCCAAGUCCUGAACCCCAUCAGCCUGCAUUCGCCAGUUUUACAGAUCUUAUAAACACCCUCUGGAAAUUCAACCAAAUCAUAUAAAUAAAUCGUUCUUCAGGCUCCACAGAACUGAGGAUUUUAAAGCUAAUUCAAGGGGUUUUACAAGCUUAACAAAUACAGUUGUAAAAAUGCCACUGGAAAGAUAUCCCAUUUACAAAAUGAGAUUGAUCCAUGUGCUAUAAAAGUCAACUAUCUCAAAGGAACACCUCUCAGGCAAAAGAGCGCAGCCCAGGACAGGAUUUUCCUGUCCUGUUUGGGGAAGGCCAGGCCUGGGGCUGCAGUAAAAGCAGUUCAGAGAAUUUCUGGAGCUGGUGAGACAAACUGUUUCUGGUUCUGGAGCAACUGUGGGUGGCAGGUCCCCCCAGAAUGUCCCAGAAAGGGCAGGAAAGGGGACAUCCCAGGACAGUGCUCAUGGACAGGUGACCCAGAAACCAAGCACAUCCAUCAUUCCCGCGGCCUUGGGCCCGCGGAGCUGCCCGCUAUGCCCGGCUGGGCCAGGGACCCUGGGUCACCAGCACCUCUGAAAUGAGGACAGAGAUUCCACAUCUGGAUCUAUCUCAUCUCUGAGCUAUCAGGGUGGCGGGCGGAGGGAGAGUCUGGCGAGUUGGGCUUGGGCAAGGGGAGCAGGUCCCAGGGCUGGCUUCGGAGCUCAGUGUCACAACCACUCCUCUGUAGGUCCUUUCUUGUUGAAACCAGUGGUUUCUGCCCUCUUUGUUCCUGGGUUCAGAGGCAGCAGGAGCGGGGCUCACAGCUUGUGAGGGGUGCUUUGAGGCCAGGCAAUCGCUGGCCAUUGGAAGGAGGCCCCUGGAGACUGAAAGGAGACGUGUUGUAUGUGGGAGUAGGGGGCCUGCGGGGGAAGAGACUAGCCUCGUCCUGGUCCUGGUCAGCUCGAGGUGAGCCUUUCCCCUUGGCGGCGGGGCCCAGGCCCUUGGUGGGAGUGGGGAAGGAGAGGAGGAGGUGAUGCACCGAUUCCUAAGGCGCAGGAGGGAGGAGCAGGGGUGAACGCCUGGUUUCUCACAGCCCUUCUCCAGCUCCGGAACCCGCACCCACGGGUAGGGGAGUGCAGGGGGAGGGGCAAACUCAGGGCCCUGCCGGGAGGGCAGGCCGGCCCGGAGCAAAGACAUCCUCGUCACCGCCCCUCCCUGCGCGGGGCUGUCAGGUUUCCUGUUUGGAGAGAAAACCCAGCAAAAUCCAACAAGGCAAAAGGCGGGUGCGGGGUGGGGAGGAAAGAGCGGGCCUGGCCAGGUCUUUGCAUCAGCCCGGACGCGGGUGCCCCUACCCCGGCCCGAGCCGCACGCCCCUGCCCAGGCCUCGCCCGCCACCGGCUUUCGGGAAGAGAGCCGGGCCGGCUGGCUGUGCGCUCCCAUUAAUCUGCCGGGCGGGCGGCGGGCGGGCGGCGGGCGGGCGGGCUGGGGGCUGUUUGUAACUUUGCUGCCUCGGUCGCCGCGGUCCCCGGGGAGCGGGCUCCGGCGCUCGCUCCCAUUGGCCGCCGCCGCGUCAGCUGGUGCGAUUUGCUGCUGUCGCUUUUGGCGUUCGGCCAUCCAGAAACAAACCAGUUCGAUGACUACUAAUAGUUAUAGCCAGAUGUACUAAUACACAACAAAUCACAGUCCUGCAGAGGGGCGCGCAAAUGAGUUCCUAUUUUGUGAAUCCCACUUUCCCCGGGAGCCUGCCCAGCGGCCAGGACUCCUUCUUGGGCCAGCUGCCCCUCUACCCAGCCGGCUAUGACGCGCUGAGGCCCUUCCCGGCCUCGUACGGGGCGUCGAGCCUCCCGGACAAGACGUACACCUCACCUUGUUUCUACCAACAGUCCAACUCGGUCCUGGCCUGCAACCGGGCGUCCUACGAGUACGGGGCCUCAUGUUUCUAUUCUGAUAAGGACCUCAGUGGCGCCUCGCCCUCGGGCAGUGUCAAGCAAAGGGGCCCCGGGGACUACCUGCACUUUUCUCCCGAGCAGCAGUACAAACCCGACAGCAGCAGCGUGCCGGGCAAAGCCCUCCAUGACGAAGGCACCGACCGGAAGUACACGAGUCCUGUUUACCCCUGGAUGCAGCGGAUGAACUCCUGCGCGGGUGCUGUGUACGGGAGUCACGGGCGCCGAGGCCGCCAGACCUACACGCGCUACCAGACGCUGGAGCUGGAGAAGGAGUUCCACUUCAACCGCUACCUGACGCGGCGCCGCCGCAUCGAGAUCGCCAACGCUCUCUGCCUCACCGAGCGCCAGAUCAAGAUCUGGUUCCAGAACCGCCGCAUGAAGUGGAAAAAGGAAAAUAAACUCAUCAAUUCCACACAACCCAGCGGGGAGGACGCUGAGGCAAAAGCGGGCGAGUAG
Mesoplodon densirostris (Blainville's beaked whale) is the source of this 4309-nucleotide messenger RNA. It is a transcript of the gene HOXA6, whose product is annotated as homeobox A6. NCBI's taxonomy places the organism in Eukaryota, Metazoa, Chordata, Mammalia, Artiodactyla, Ziphiidae. The record is from RefSeq and is a predicted model, not a curated record. The transcript has 3 exons. Gene Ontology annotation, cellular component: nucleus. The coding region runs from base 3608 to 4309 and encodes 233 amino acids. Gene Ontology annotation, biological process: anterior/posterior pattern specification; regulation of transcription by RNA polymerase II. Gene Ontology annotation, molecular function: DNA-binding transcription factor activity, RNA polymerase II-specific; RNA polymerase II cis-regulatory region sequence-specific DNA binding.